CACCGGCGGGGGCGGGACGGGUCAGAGGUCACGCUUGGCGCGCGGGGCAAGAGACCCACGCGAUCGAGGCGGAGAAUUGAAGGCCUCACGAUUCUCUUUUUUUAUUUUUUUGUAUUUAAAAAAAAAUAAUUGUCUCCCUUACCCCUCGCCCUCACACUCUCUCUCGACCUCUCACACCGCUUCAUCGACUCCUCCUCGACCCCCCUCGGGCUUCUGACCAAUCCGACCAAGAUGGUCGUCAGGAAAAGCAAACCACAUGGAUCGUCUCCUGAGAUGCCCUGCAGCACCACCAUGCUACUCAAGACUUGGCUUUGCCAACACCAGAAGCGGUAGCCUGUGCAGAAUAUUGGGAAAGGGCCGUCCGCAUAGGUUGGACAGGAGACACUAUGCACAAGAAGAAAAACCUGGUAAAAAAAUUAAAUGGUUGAGUUAGUUGAGAAACUUAGAAACUUUUUUUUAUUUUACCGGGUAAGGCCCAUUGGAGCUGUAUAUAUCUUUUUCAUAAGUGAUCCUGACAAUCACAAAUGAAAGCACGACGAAGCGGCUUACCACGUGGAAACGUAUUGUCAGUCGCCAAAUGCUCCAAAAAGGCACGUUGAAAAAACUCCUCUCUCUUCCACCGUGUGGCACUUGCAGACCCUCCCCGGCCCUUCAUCCUCCCCCCCCCCCCCCCACCUCCGAUCUCCCCCGGCGCUGCCCUCAAGUCGCCGACCAUGAAGAUCGCCGUGGAAGGCUGCUGCCACGGCGAGCUUGACCGCAUCUACGAGACGAUCGCCUACCUGGAGAACCGCGAGGGCAUCACCGUCGACCUGCUCCUCUGCUGUGGCGACUUCCAGGCCGUGCGCAACGAGGCCGACCUCAAAUGCGUCGCCGUGCCACCCAAGUACAGGCAAAUGCAGACCUUCUACAAGUACUACUCUGGAGAAAAGAAAGCCCCGAUCUUAACCGUAUUUAUUGGCGGAAACCACGAGGCCGCCAAUCACUUGCAAGAGUUGUCUUACGGAGGCUGGGUCGCUCCGAACAUAUUCUAUAUGGGCUACGCAGGCGUGGUGCGCUAUGGUGGUUUGAGGAUUGGUGGCCUCUCAGGGAUUUACAAGCAGCACGAUUACUGGAAAGGUCACUUUGAAAGUCCUCCCUACAACCAGAACACUUUGCGGAGCGCCUACCACGUGCGCAGCUUUGACGUCUUCAGGUUAAAGCAGCUGCGUCUGCCGCUCGACGUCUUCAUGUCGCACGACUGGCCGCGCGGCAUCUACCGCUACGGCCGCUCCGAGGAGCUGGUGCGGCGCAAGCGCCACUUCCAGAACGAGGUGGAGACCAACACGCUGGGCAGCCCCGCGGCCGCCGAGCUGCUGCACCACCUGCGGCCCACGUACUGGUUCUCAGCCCACCUCCACGUCAAGUUCGCCGCCUUCGUGGAGCACAAGAAAAAGGAAGGGGAGGACGCCGUGAAGACGACGCGCUUCCUGGCCCUGGACAAAUGCCUUCCUCAGCGGGAGUUUUUACAGGUGCUGGACGUCCCCCACUCCGGGGAGGGUCCCUUGCAGCUGGAGUGGGACCCCGAGUGGUUGGCCAUCCUGCAGGCCACCAACCACCUAGUGAGCGCGUCGCCGGAAAAGCAACACGUGCCUGAGAACAAGAGUUUGCACGAACGCUGGGACUACAGCGUGUCGGAGGAGGAGGUGAGGAUGUUGGCGGAGAGUCUCGGCGACGGCCUUCGGGUCGCCGAGAACUUCCUGCCGACCGUGCCGGCCUACGACCCGCAGCGGCCCGACAACGGCCGCGAGGCCGCCCACAGCCCCAACCCGCAGACCACGGAGCUGUGCGGCCGCCUGGGCCUUGUCGACCCUUACGCGAUGGUGGGCGCCGGCGGCGGGGACGAGGGCAGCCCCUUCAGCAGCACGCCCAAGCGGCCCAGCACUUCGUGGCGCCAAGAGGACGCCGCCUUCUCCCCGGACCCGCCGAGUGAAUACUCGACGGACACGUCCGGCCUCUCCUCCUCAUCGGUGAACCCCGACGAGAUUCCGCUCGACGACGACGACGACGAUGAAGACGACGAGGAGGACGACGACAACGAGGAGGAGAAGGAGAAGGAGGAGGAUGACUGUCGCGCGCGAGUCCAUCACGGCCACAGUGACGGUGACGGCGGCGGUUCGAGGAACCCCGGGGAAGACGGGGACAACAAAGAUGAGGCUGCGGCGGAGACGAAGCAGCAGGGCACCCAGGGGGACGUGACCCCCACGACCUCCCCGGCCGACAGCCAGACCUCGUCGUGCAAGCGGACGCCCGAGCAGGCCGAAGCGCCGACGGCGGCUGCCGCCGCCGCCGCCGAGGGUGCGAGCGGCGUGAAAAAGAUCAAGCGGCGGAACCAAAGUAUUUACACGGCCGGGGACGAGGACGCCGACGGCAAGAACUGAUUUUCCCGCCGGUUGCGCUGACCCACCGCCACUGCCGCCGCCAUCGCCGCGGCCGCCACCGGUCGGUCGCCGGCCGCGUGUUUUUGGCGUCCAGUGGUGCGUCGUUCUUUUUUUUUUUAAAUCCUCUUUUGGGACGUUUCUUCGGCGGUCGUUGGUCUCGUGUUUACGACGUCCCCGGCCGUGUGGCGUGCACGCCGUACGGAAGAAACAUUUUUUUACUGCGUUAACCACGCCGCACGGUGUUACCGUGUGCGUGUGCGGUGGGGGAA
Petromyzon marinus (sea lamprey) is the source of this 2686-nucleotide messenger RNA. Lineage: Eukaryota; Metazoa; Chordata; Hyperoartia; Petromyzontiformes; Petromyzontidae. The record is from RefSeq and is a predicted model, not a curated record.